AUGAAUCCGAUAAUCCGGAGAGGAAUCACACAUCAAUUCAAACUUUCGGAUAUUUCAAACAAAGGAACAUAUUCAGGAACUUUUGAAACGGACAAAUUGAAAUGGUAAGGAAUAUUUUAAUCUGAGCAAUUCUGGGAAAAUUACCGAAGUUGGAAUUUUUCUAUUUUUCGUUAAUCUGAGCAAUGCAAAAAAACAUUUCAAUUUUUCUAGGAAAAUCCACCUCGGAAUCGACACAACAAAUGGUAAAAAACAAACAUUUGUUCGCCUGAUUUAUUGCUCCGAAAAUGCUCAAGAUUCUCGCUGGAUUUGUGACGUCACCGCAAGUAUCGCCAUCUCAAAAAAACACCCGCAAAAUCAGAAAAUGGCGGAAAAUUUGGUGACAUGUUUCUAUGGUGUCGACGGUUUAUCAAGAAAUGUAUAUUUUCCAACAAAACUCACCAAAAUACUCGGAUUUUUCGAAAGAGAUCACACAAUUUAUAUUAACCUCGAGAUGCAUUUUAAAUAUUUCGAUUUUUCCCAACAAAUUCCCAAUUUCACAGAUCUCAAAUUAUUGGCCAGAGAUAAUACCGAAUUUCAUGUGAAUAAAGGAGUGAUUUGUGCAAAGUCCGAAUUUUUCUAUGACAUGUUUGUUAAUCAAAAUCCGGCGGAGAAUAAUUAUCAGUUUUUCGAUGUUUCUUUGCCAUCUAUUGCCUAUUUUUUGGCUUUUUGCUAUUCGAGUUUGGAUGGUUUUAGUGAGUUAAUUAAUUACUAAUUGAAUAGCAAGUUAAUUUUGCAGCCGAUGUAAUGGAAACAAUCCAUUUGGCAUCAUUUUACCGUGUUUCUUCGCUUCGUUUAAAAUGUGAAAAAUAUUAUAUUGACUCGAAAAUUAAAUGCAAAUUGGAGCGAAAAUUGUGGAUUGCUGAGACUUUUGGAUUGGAACAAGUUAUGGUAAGUUAGCCGGGAAUUAUGAAUUUCUUCAAAUUUUGAUCUCAAAAAUUCCUCUUUUUCAGACGCACGCCCUAAAAUCCGUCAAAUGCCGCCAAGAGCUCAAAGCUCUCCAAAAAACUCCAGAAUUCACCAAAUUCACCGAUUCGACAAAAUGUCGCAUUUUGGCACGUCUUCUCGAACUUGUCUGA
This is a messenger RNA of Caenorhabditis angaria, 1115 nucleotides long. NCBI's taxonomy places the organism in Eukaryota, Metazoa, Nematoda, Chromadorea, Rhabditida, Rhabditidae. The record is from the annotation of a GenBank genome assembly.